This is a messenger RNA of Sphaeroforma arctica JP610, 1134 nucleotides long. RefSeq lists its product as hypothetical. The coding region runs from base 1 to 1134 and encodes 377 amino acids. Lineage: Eukaryota; Ichthyosporea; Ichthyophonida. The transcript has a single exon. The record is from RefSeq and is a predicted model, not a curated record.
AUGCCAAUGCACCUCAUGUCCCUGCUAGCCGGACUCAGUGCGUCAAAAGUCCCCGAAGUGCCGAAGGCUACCAAGGCCAAACCAAGCACCCAGCCUACGCCAACUAUCUCCAAUCCACCAUUAUCGCAUACACAGCCUACACUGAACAACAUAACUACACGUGACAGUGCUACAGCACACAGCAGCACAGCAACAGCAACAGAGGGUUCUACGACGACACACAACAACUCUACAGCAAGUAACAACGCUCAGGCACCUGACGGUUCUGUAGCACGCGAUAGCAGCACCAGCUCACCAUAUGCAAAGGCACUGCCCGAGCAAUUGGGAGCAGCAGAGACGCGUCAAAUUGCGUUGAACUUUGAAGAGGAAGACCUUAGAGAGGUACAGGAAACAGAACGUACAAACUUCGCAGAUGUGUUACUCGGGCAGUUGAUGGCGGAUAACCAGACUGGAGGUAAUUGUACUGGGGGUGAGCAUACGAGGUCGUCGCACGACAUGAGAGUGCACAACAAGUUUAGCGCGCCGGAGACUUCAGUGGAUGUGACUGAGGAUAGCGGGACACCCUCUGUGCAAACCGGGACACGAGCAGUGACGAACAUAUCAGACGCAGUGGAUAGCGGGACGCAGGCGGUGAAUACCGGGACGGUUGCUGUCAACAGUCUGACAGCCGCGGUGAAUAGCGGUACGAGUGCUGUCAAUACCGGGACAUCGGCUGUGAAUAGUUUGUCGGCGGCGGUAGAUAGUUUACGGACAGCGGUUGAAAUGGGCACGCACGCGAUGCGGGUGAGCACGCGCGCAGCUAUACCGAAUCCAAUACACGAGAAGACUGCGUUAGAUGAUACAGACGGUGUAUGCACGGAGGGUUCAAUGGAGAACAUGCACAUUACAUCGGAAAAGAAGUCGAAAGUGACGACACCCGGGGGUGUGGGAAAGGGGGAGGAUUGUAUGUGCACGUGUGCGUGUACGUGUAGGCGUGGGGGUGCGUGUGGGUGUGGUAUGGGUGUCGGUGGUAGCGACGUCGAGAGGAUGUUGAGAGAGCACGAGGACAGGAUGAAGCGACACAUAGACGCGCAAAUGCAAGGGCUGCGUGACGGUAUACGAGCAGAUGUUCUGCGGCUGAUGUCUGGGUUGUAG